CAUUGUCCACGUAUUCUGAAAAAUAACUAUUACAGAAAAAUACCACAAAGAAAUACGACGCUGGCUUUGUUUAUUGUAUUAGAUUUGUUAUGGGUUUAAAAACUUUUUUUUUGUUCUUGUGUGUCCAUGCCCAUGUAUUGUUUGCGUGGUAAGGUUUUGAAAUGCAGUUGUCACCCACAAGCUAUUCAAUGUCAUUCUAUCUAUAUUUUGAUGACAUGUAACAAUUCUAAGUGAAGAGGAUUUAUACAAUUAAUAAAUAACUAUCUGUUUUAUAUUUACAAGUUUUGAGUUAUGUAGAAACAUUUUUUUUUAAUUCCAUCAACUGAUGACGUAGCAGAAAGCAAAGUUCAGCGAGCAGUAAGGGAAAAUCUGUGCAACGUAGCUUUCAUUUCUGUAUGAAAGUAUGCAACAUUGUCCAGACUUAUGUUCUUGUGCAUCGGCCGCUUAGAAAGCCCAGGUUGUGCGAAUUGUUUUGUAUCAAUUUGGGUGUUUAUAGCGUUUUUCUGCUUAAAGUUAUUAUUAGUUGAAGCAGAGUGGAUUUUGGAGCUGAUCAAAAUAUUUCCUACAUAGCGCCGAGUACCAGCCCCAAACAACAGUACGAGAGAGGAGACAGUCAUAGCCCGGUCUCGUUAAGGAAUAUGCUUAAUUUAAACGAAUAUUUAACUCCAACGUCCUCGGAUCCAUGGUGAAGAGAAAGAAGACAGCAUCCGCUCCCGAGGAACACCAAAAUGGGAUGACAGUAAAGCUGGGGGAAGGCAGUGGGGAUGAAGGGGUGAUAAAAUGGAGUAGAAAGCUUGAAUGUUGCGGGGAAGUGGAAAGCGGCGAGCCGGGGAACGAGGAGAGCAGCCACAGCACAAAGAAAGACGGAGGAGAAAAUCUUCAUCCAUCACCAGCGACUUCAUCCAGUUUGACACCAGCAUCAUUUCCAUCACCUGCCUCGUCCCUGUCACCGUCCUGCUCGAACCUGCAGCUACAACAUAGCCAGGACCAGCAUCACUUCCUAAGGUCCAGCGUCCGACCUCCGAGCAAGCGGCUUAGGAAGGAUUCCAUUGCCUCUGUUAAUGGCCAUAGCAGUGUCAGGGGGAAAGGAGCUGAGAAUGGGGCUGCGAUCCUGGCAGGGUUUGGCCCUCCUGGGGUCUCAGUGGGAACCUCGAAGCCGGCUCCUCGGAGCCUGGGGUCCGCUGACAAGGAGGAGGGGAACAAGAAGAAGGUGCGACGGCAGUGGGAGUCUUGGAGUGCAGAGGACAAGAACUCCUUCUUCGAGGGGCUCUAUGAGCAUGGCAAGGAUUUUGAAGCCAUUCAGAAUAACAUUGCACUGAAGUACAAGAAGAAAGGCAAACCAGCCAGCAUGGUCAAGAACAAGGAGCAGGUUCGACAUUUCUACUACCGCACCUGGCACAAGAUCUCAAAAUACAUCGACUUCAAUAACGUGUUCUCUCGAGGGCUGAAGAAAUCGUCUCAGGAGCUGUACGGAUUGAUCUGCUAUGCAGAGCUCAGAAAGAAGAUUGGGGGCUGUAUGGAUGAUAAGAACGCAGUUAAACUCAAUGAACUCAUUCAGAUUGGGGCAACCACAGUCCGUUACAAGGGCAGGAAUUUGAGGAUUAAAGCCCCCAUGUGUCGGGCACUCAAGAAGCUGUGUGACCCUGAUGGGGUCAGUGACGAGGAGGACCAGAAGCCUGUGAGGCUGCCCCUGAGGGUGCCUGUAGAGCUGCAGCCGCGCAGUAACCGCUCCUGGGCGCGAGUGCAGAGCCUGGCACACAACCCACGCCUCCGGAUGGUGGUCGAGCUCCACAGAAAGGUGUCCAGUCUCAUUGAGUUUCUCAAGCAGAAGUGGGCAGUCCAGGACAACCACAUUAAGACCCUGGAGGAGCGCCAGGCGCAAGACGGUGCUCCACGGCUCCCUGCCAUUGAGAAGGAAGAUCUGUACCUCUACCCCACCGAAAACUGCACCCUGACAGCCCUCCCGGACGUGGCCCGUGUCGUCCACUCCAAAGCCUUCUGCACCGUGCACUGGCAGGAAAGCGGCAAGUGCCGGCCAAGUGCAAAGGAGCUCCCCCCUGCGCAGAUCCUGGGGAUCCAGGGGGCACCCAAGGGGCCGAGUCGAGCAAGGACAGACACCCGCCAGGGGGAGCUGGAGCUGGGGGGAGCUGAGGAAGGGGGCAGUAGGGUACGGCACAGUUGUCCGAGUGACAGGACUGGGGAGCCGGUCUCCCCUCCCAGUGUGAGCAAGGAGGAUGCACUUUCAACAGACCAGCAGGGGGAGCAGCGGAGCUGUGUGUGUGGAGGGAUGGACGCGGAGGAGCUGUCUCUGUUGGACCCUUUCCCCCGGUACAUGAGAUCCUGCCAAGACCUGGUCGUGCCGGAGAGCUGCCUCUGUUCCCAAGAGCACUUGUCAGCAGGGAGGGAGGGGGCCAGACCCCCAGACUCUGCCAGGAUCACAGUGGCAGAAUGUGGGGUGGAGCAGUCUGCCCCCCCCAGUAGUGAGGGGGUGUCCUGUGAGUCGCCCAUGACAGAUGCUUGCACUAGAGAAGAUGGGGCUGCAGAGGGUUGUGCAGGGAAGGAGGACAGGGGGUUACUUCAGCAGAUCCGGCAAGAAGGCUGGAGCAGUCGUGGCUCAGAGAACGUUACGUUGGCCCAACUCUAUCUCAUGCUGGGAAAGCCGGGGAAGCUGCAACUGGAAUAUGACUGGAUUCCAGCCCACAAGGGAACCAACACAGAUCAUCACACACAGAGAAUGCUAAAGUGUCUGCUGAGGCUGGUCUCUAGCGAGGUGAACCCCAAGCCGGUCCCGGAGUUGAGCUUCACUUCUCCCCAGAAGUCUGUCCCUGAGGAGCAGUCCUUCACUCCACCGGGGAAGGCCCUGAUUCUCGGCGCUCGCAGUCCCAGCUGUGGGCGAAACCAGGCAGCUGUGCGGGGCAGCAAAGCCUUUUCCCCCACUGCGGGGUGCCCAGGUGUACGGAACCUGCCCCGGUCUCUGGUGGUUCCGGGCAGCGCUGGCACAAGCAGUGGAGAUGUGGACAGCGGCGUGUUUGCCGUCCCCACCACACUGCCUCCCAACAGCCGGCACGGCAAGAUGUUCUCCCCUAACAAAGAGGCCGAGCUGGCUUUCAGGCAGCAGCUGGACUCCAUCAGCAUGCAGUCGGACAUCUUUCUACCCAAACAGAGGAAGUUCAGGAACCGUCACCUCCGCAAACCCUUGGUAGUACAGAGAACUCUGCUCCCCAGGACGACUGGAGAGCCCUCCCAGCAUGUGUGCUCCUUCUCCAUCCUCUCCAACUCUUCUGCCACAGGCACGGGUUCAUUCCGGCCCAUCCAGCCCCCUCUGUCCAAAGCAGCCGUGUCGUGCCCCCUCUCCUCUCACGGCACUGCUGCACCAUGUUCCCACCAGCUCUCCAGUGCAAUCGAUUUGGCAGCUAAGUCCGCUGGCAUCAUCCCCGGAAGCGAUGGUCCUGACAGAACACCAGAAAUAACUCCGCUAUCAUCAGGCACCAUCACCGUGGAGACGGGACCAGAGCUAUCACCAGGCACCAUCACAGUGGAGACCGGGCCAGAGUUACCAGAACAGAACAAAGCUGAUCUCAGCCCAUUAGAGUCCACACUGCAUAACGGGACGUCUACCUCUUCAUCCGAGGUGCCCAGCUCUCUCCUGUCUCCUCCCAACGUCUCGUCACUGCUGGACAUCUCCUUGCCAGGACCCCCAGAGGAUGUGCUGUCACAGGGAGAGCCAGCCACACACAUCAGCGACUCCAUCAUUGAGCUGGCUAUUAACUCUGCACAGUAUGGAGGCGGCUCCUCUUUGUCUCCAGCUAAACUGAAUGGCAGUGACAGCUCCAAGAGUCUGCCCUCUCCCUCCAGCAGCCCCCAGAGGAGCUGGAUCGCCUCCCCCACCCACGACCCCCAGUGGUACCCCAGUGACUCCAGCGACUCCUCUCUGGGCUGCUUGCUGUCAAGCCUGAUCUCUCCUGAUAAAGGUCGCAAGGUGCUGUUGGCCUCAUCGGGACACUCCAGCGGGACCUCUCUGCUGGGCCCCAGCCUGCUGGACGGGAGCUCCCGUGACUCCUUCGUCUCGCGCUCGCUGGCAGACGUGGGAGAGAUGGACUCUCAGCUCGCAUGCAUGAUGAGUGAGAGCAGUGUGGACUACAUUGCACGCUUCAACGACCUUGCACAGGAGCUGUCCGUCACAGAGGCCCCGCCCCUCCACAGGGAGGAGCUGUCCGUCACAGAGGCCCCACCCCUCCGCAGGGAGGACCUGUCAGUCACAGAGGCCCCACCCCUCUGCAGGGAGGAUCUGUCCGUCACAGAGCUCCCUCCCCUACCCCUGCGCAGGGAGGAGCUGUCCUUCACAGAUCCCCAUCCCCCUCCCCCCUGCAGGAAGGAGCUGUCCGUCACAGAGCCCCCACCACUUCCCCUGCCCAGGCCCAUGCUACUGUUCGAGGGUGGUGGGCCGGACCUCACGCAGUGAAGGACAUGGAAGUGUGUUUAGUCCUCCAUACCUGCAGGGGGAACCUGGGGUUCUGCCAAGUUGUGCAAUAGACAGUCUCUAAUCUGAAGGGCUGGAGUUCCUGACCCUCCAAGCUGUGUCAGUAGGUUCACUGAGCUCUGUGUGCUGGCCCAUUCACUGAGCUCUGUGUGCUGGUCCAGAUCAGUCCAAACACAGGCUCAUCCUAUUGUUUGGAGUUCUGGGAAUGAGUAGAGUUUAGUCUGACUUGGUCCAGUUGUCUGUGACUACCCAGGGAAGCAAAUUGAACUUGUGGUUUUAGCUUACAAAAUAAUUCCAUAAAUAUUUAGUUUUGAAAUAAAUCAAUGUUUUAGCAAACAUAUUUUCAUUUUAAAACACGAUUAUCUGGUACUACUGUAGGUUAAAGAACGUUCUGAGUUUCUGCGCCCUCACUUCCACUUCCUAGGUCACGUCCGCAGUGUGGCUCACGUUACUGGUUGGUAACAAGUCAGUCAAUAAAGAAAGCAGCUGACUGGUUGUUGACAGGAAAGGAGCUAGUGAAAGAGUGGGGACUCAAGUGCAACACUAUAUCAAAGUAUGGCUUAAAAACGUCUUCACUCUGGUGCCAGAUAACAUGUUUAUGAUGUGUUUCUUUAAAAACUAGACAUUUGUGACCUAUAUAUAACAAAUGAAAGUGCUCAACAGUGGCAUUAUGAUGCUGUCUGCAAUCACUUUGAAGUGCUCUGAACAUCUUAUAGUGGAACCCAAAAGAUCCAGAGAUGAUGUGCAUCUCCCGACCGGCAGCCCUUCUCAAGCUCUAGAUACAGAGGCUGAACAGGACAGCAUUGCUGCCUCCUCUGAACUGCUGCAGGCCAGGUUACCACUAGGACUUGUAUUGCAUGCACCACCACCCUCCAUGGUAAACAGGCUUGCUACUGAGCAGACUUCAUCCAGCUCUCCAUGUGCUAGAAUGCAACAUUCUGACAUUUUGUCAGCAAUUUCUUCUACAUAAAUGAUUGCAUUGUUAUUUAUUCACUGAUGUUAUUAACCCUUUGGUUGCCCAGUUGUGUUUGAAACUAGAUUUAACUCCACGUGUAACCUACCGUUGGACCCCAGAAUAGUUCAUUUUGAACCCAAGAGACCAGUCUAUACUACCACUAACAAUGUGCUCACCAGUCAUUCUGACCCACAUUUAACUUACAAAAUACACUGUGUUCUGUUCCCAAAAAUACAUUGAAACAUUUUUAACCCAUAUUGACUUUUGAAACCUCUUGGGCCAAAGAUAUGCAAAUGAACAUUUUUAAAUGUGAGAAUCGUGGUCUAGUCUCUGACAUACUCUCUGAAUCUUCAUGUAAUUGCAGCAAAAAUGUUGAAUCAUAUUAAUUUUUUCUUCCAAUCUAGAUACAUUUCUAUACAUUUUUUAAAUUGCCUCUAAUUCUCUUUAUUAAUUUUAUUUCUACCUUCAAUUUCAAAGUGCUCAAUACUGUUUUAAUUAAAACAACUUAUUUUGUAUUUUAAAAAAUGUCCUAAAGGCCCAUAGUGAGGAUUUUUAGCUUGGAAGUGUGUCGUAAAAUAUGUAACAUUCAGAAAAAAAGGCAACGCUCUUAGCUUCUUUAUAGUUUUGAAGUCAAGCACUUUGAAAUGGGGAGAGGAAACUCAACUAAAACUACCUACAGGGAAUAUAAAUAUGUGUCGCCAGUGUCUAAAAAGAAAAUGAACACGGUAUUGUUAGUUAUUGUUCAGGAGUUGUGCUGGGAGUUACUAUAAAGUAUAAACUUUGAAAAUCAAGUCGUUUUGUGUCUGCACUGGUCGGCAGCACCACUUAAAUGAGUGAUAAGCAAGACUGAGCUUAGAACGGAUCCAAACCACAUUCCGCAAUCUGCAAGUGGAACCACAUCAUUCCUUUGGGAUUUAAGCACAGAUUCUACAGUUUCUUAACGGCAAGUUACAAAAUAAUACAUCUUUAAAGAUAAACAUAACUUGUCAUAGCUAUGUAUGCAUUAAGAACAAGGUACACACACAACCUAACACAGUCACUGGGGCAGGACUGAAAGUUGACUCAGUUUAGAACCUGCUUCACAAUGAGGAGGAAAAAGGGGCUUCACCCAAGGACAGAAAUAAGAAUGCAUUUUUCCUUUUAAAUAUGGAGUGUGCUAUUGCUAAAAGUUCAAACCCCAUGAAUAGAGCACCAGUCAUCAUCCAGUACUCUGCUCUCUACCAGUCAUCCUCCAGUACUCUGCGCUCUCUACCAAUCAUCCUCCAGUACUCUGCUCUCUACCAGUCAUCCUCCAGUACGCUGUGUUCUCUACCAGUCAUCCUCUAGUACUCUGUGCUCUCAACCAGUCAUCCUCCAGUACUCUGUGCUCUCUACCAGUCAUCCUCCAGUACUCUUCGCUGUCUACCAGUCAUCCUCCAGUACUCUUCGCUCUCUACCAGUCAUCCUCCAGUACUCUUCGCUCUCUACCAGUCAUCCUCCAGUACUCUUCGCUCUCUACCAGUCAUCCUCCAGUACUCUGUGCUGUCUACCAGUCAUCCUCCAGUACUCUUCGCUCUCUACCAGUCAUCCUCCAGUACUCUGUGCUCUCUACCAGUCAUCCUCCAGUACUCUUCGCUCUCUACCAGUCAUCCUCCAGUACUCUUCGCUCUCUACCAGUCAUCCUCCAGUACUCUUCGCUCUCUACCAGUCAUCCUCCAGUACUCUGUGCUCUCUAUCAGUCAUCCUCCAGUACUCUGUGCUCUCUAUCAGUCAUCCUCCAGUACUCUGUGCUCUCUACCAGUCAUCCUCCAGUACUCUGUGUUCUCUACCAGUCAUCCUCCAGCACUCUGUGCUCUCUACCAGUCAUCCUCCAGUACUCUGUGUUCUCUACCUCUUCAAUAGAGCGCCAGUCAUCCUCCAGCACUCUGUGCUCUCUACCAGU
Molecule: messenger RNA, 7356 nt
Organism: Acipenser ruthenus (sterlet)
Lineage: Eukaryota; Metazoa; Chordata; Actinopteri; Acipenseriformes; Acipenseridae
Product: protein cramped-like
Exons: 20
Coding region: 683-4462 (1259 amino acids)
Biological process (GO): pattern specification process
Cellular component (GO): nucleus
Molecular function (GO): chromatin binding
Source: RefSeq, a predicted model, not a curated record